AUGUCCCACGGAAAGCAGUUCACGCUAUAUUCGCAUGGUUUGGGACCGAACGGGUGGAAAGUCGUCUUUGUUUUGGAGGAGCUUGGAUUGAGCUAUGAAAGCAAAUAUCUUAAAUUCGACAAGCUUGAACAUAAAUCUCUGGAGCACACAAAGUACAACCCGAACGGACGUAUACCCACUUUGAUCGACCACUGGAACAAUGACUUUACCAUCUGGGAAUCUAAUGCAAUCAUAGUGUAUCUCGUGGAGAAGUAUGACGAAAAUCACAAGAUCUCUGUCCCAGAUUUCAACGAGAAGAUGGCCCAGUUGCAGUGGCUGUUUUUCCAGUCGUCCGGUCAAGGACCAUAUUUCGGCCAGGCCGGAUGGUUUAGACUGUUCCACCCGAAGAAAAUUCCCAGCGCCAUAGAGCGUUACCAGAAGGAGAUCAUUCGUGUCUUGGGAGUCCUGGAAAGCGUACUCUCUAAGCAGGAAUGGCUCGUCGGUGGCAAGUGUACCAUCGCAGAUCUGUCCUUUGUCAUAUGGAACCAUGUUGCAGUCACAAGCCUAGCGGUGGAUUACAACGAAUUUGACUUCGAGAAGGAUUUCCCUGCGGUACACAGGUGGCAUUCCGCAAUGUGCUCCAGAGAGUCGGUGUGCAAUGCUUUGUCUUUGCGGGACAGUCUGGUGGCCUCAGGACAGUGA
This is a messenger RNA of Laetiporus sulphureus 93-53, 681 nucleotides long. RefSeq names its product glutathione S-transferase. The transcript has 6 exons. NCBI's taxonomy places the organism in Eukaryota, Fungi, Basidiomycota, Agaricomycetes, Polyporales, Laetiporaceae. The coding region runs from base 1 to 681 and encodes 226 amino acids. The record is from RefSeq and is a predicted model, not a curated record.